Rhodotorula toruloides NP11 is the source of this 5052-nucleotide messenger RNA. Its product is annotated as protein transport protein SEC31. The record is from RefSeq and is a predicted model, not a curated record. NCBI's taxonomy places the organism in Eukaryota, Fungi, Basidiomycota, Microbotryomycetes, Sporidiobolales, Sporidiobolaceae. The transcript is spliced from 8 exons. Gene Ontology annotation, cellular component: COPII vesicle coat; endoplasmic reticulum exit site. The coding region runs from base 1 to 5052 and encodes 1683 amino acids. Gene Ontology annotation, biological process: COPII-coated vesicle cargo loading; endoplasmic reticulum organization; intracellular protein transport. Gene Ontology annotation, molecular function: structural molecule activity; protein binding.
AUGGCGCCGACAGCGCAGCUCACUCGCACAGCGCUCCACGCGUGGCAGCCCGCGCACUCGAACGACCCGCUCCUCCUCACCGCAACCGUCUCGGGCGCACUCGACCCCUCGUUCUCGACAGACUCGCUCAUCGAACUAUGGACCCCCUUCUCAGACUCGAACAACCCACGCGCCACCGCCCGCUCGAACGCACGCUUCAACACCGUCCAGUGGGGCACGGGCAGGGGCAUCCACGGCCUCGACGCGGACAACGGGCUCGGCGUCGUCGCGGCCGGAAUGGAGGACGGUCAGGUCGGGCUGUGGGACCCGGCGAGGAUGCUCGACGCGCAGAACGGACAAGACCCUCUCAUCCUCUCGCUUCCCUCGCCUCACUCCGGUCCAGUCCGCGGCCUCGACUUUGGAAAGGCCCAGGGUAACUUGCUUGCGACGGGCGCGACGGGGGGAGAGAUCUUCAUCUACGAUCUCAACUCCCCUCAAACGCCCUUCUCACCCGGCACCCGCUCGCGCUCACUCGACAGCAUCACCUCACUCUCCUGGAACCCCUCCGUCGCACACAUCCUCGCCUCAUCUUCCAACUCAGGCGCGACAGUCGUCUGGGAUUUGAAGACCAAGAGGGAGGUGACGGCGCUUUCGUAUGCUGGAGGAGGGGCGACGGGGUUGGGACCGGCUGGGUUUGGAGGGAGCGCGGGGAACCCGUUUGGACCGAGCGGGGGUGGGAUGACCGCUGGCCCUGGGGGACUGGGAGGACACAGUGUGGUCAAGUGGCAUCCGGAGAACCCCACGCGCCUUGUGACGGCCAGCGAGGACGACCAUGCGCCCAACUUGCUCGUUUGGGAUUUGAGGAACUGGAAGGAGCCUGAGCGCGUCCUCCGCGGGCACGACAAGGGGAUCCUCUCCGUCUCGUUCUGCCCCUCGGACUCGGACCUCCUCCUCUCGUCCGGCAAAGACGGCCGCACGCUCACCUGGUCUCUCUCCUCCUCGUCCAUCGUUGCCGAAAUCAAGCCCUCGACGAACUGGACCUUCCAAGCGAGUUGGUGUCCGCGCAACCCAGGCUUCGUCGCGACUUCCUCGCUCGAUGGGGUCGUGGCGGUCCAAGGGUUGCAAGCGACCAACGUCUCGGAGCAAGAGGAGCAGAACGCUGCGGCGGCGGCGUCUGGAGCAGGCGGCGCAGACAGCCUCUUCGAGCAGGCUAUCUCCGCAAACGUUGCGAACCACCCGACCGUCUCGCUCGCGCUCGCACCGAAAUGGCUCAAGCGCCCUUCGUCCGUCGCGUUCGGAUUCGGAGGCCGCCUUGUGCGGAUCUCGCAUGAGUCGAAUGGUUCGAGGGUGAGCGUCGAGAAGGUCGUGACGGUUGAAGAGGUGGUUGAGCGCGCGGAGAGGCUCGAACGCGCUGCGACGGGCUUGGAGGAGGGUGGGUUGGCCAAGUUUUGCGACGAUCGGGUUGCGGGUGAGGGAGGAGAUGGAGCGAGUAUGACCGAGGCGGAGAAGGAGAGUUGGGCGCUCCUCAAGACUCUCUUCCAUGCUUCCGCUGGAUCGGGAUCGGGAACUGGCGCGGGACCGACGAACCGCGAGACGCUCGUCGAGUUACUCGGCGGACAGUGGUUCGAUCGCGCCGACCUCAAAGUCCGAGUCGACGAGGCGCUCAAGGUCCUCAAGGCUCGUUUGCCGCCUCUCCCGAACGCUGCGCCCGGAUCGCCAGAGGACGAACGCUCGACUUCGUCUGACCAGACCACUACGACGAAGGGCAUCUUUGGUGCGGGAACGACGACGGCCGCGUCGAGUGACUCGGUCGCCGAUAGCGAGAUCACCGAGCCUUCGCUCUUCGGGAACGAUAACGCCGCGGCCGAGUCGAACGGCGCGGGAGGGUUGUUCGACAGCAGCCAGCAGCCGAAUGGGGACGACUUUUUCGCGACCCUCGGCCAGCAGCAGCAGCAGCAAGGACCGGCGGGCCAGACGCUCUCGGCUGUCCCGAGCCACCUUCGUCAAGGACAGGAGGCGAGUUCGAUUGCUGCGACGAUUGGAAGCGGCGCAUCGAGCGUCGCGAGCCUUAACCUCAAGUCUGCGACGUUUCGGCUCUACAAGGACGCGGCGGACUCGUCCAGCGUCAAUGGCGACGACGACCUCGACCCGGAGCGUCUCGUCACGCAGUCGCUCGUUCUCGGCGACUUUGCCUCGGCAGUCGACCUCGCCCUCUCGUCCGAACGCUACGCCGACGCGCUCCUCUUCGCCCUCCAAUCCGGCUCGUCCGACCUCCUCGCCUCGGCGCAGAAGGCCUACUUCGCCCGCUGCGCAACCGACAAGCCUUACCUCCGCGUCCUCGAGAGCGUCGUGCAGAACGACCUGGUCGAUGUCGUUCAGAACGUCGACCUUGCCGACUGGCGCGAGGCGUUUGUCGUUGCUUGCACGUAUGCGCCGACGGAAGACGAGUUUGGUCGACUGGUUGAGCAGCUUGGACAGCGCCUCGAGUACCAGUUCGAGCUUGUCAAGGGCCGACAGGGAGGCGCGGCAGAGGCCGGCGAGUGGAGGAAGAACGCCGUCUUGUGCUACCUCGCCGCUGGCAGGCUCGAGAAGGUCGUCGGCGUCUGGGUGCAGCAGAUGCAGGAGGACGAGACCGCCCGCUUGCCCGACGCCGAGUCCGCCUCCGCGACGAGCCGCUUCGAGGCGCACGCGCGCGCCCUCCAGUCCUUCAUCGAAAAGGUCCAGGUUUUCCAGCACGCCGUCGGCUACCGCGACACCGACCUCCUCCAGCCGACGCAGUCCGCCGCCGUCGCCGAGUCAGGCGCGCGCAGCUACAAGCUUGCGGCGCUGUACGAGCGCUACAUCGAGUACGCCGACCUCCUCGCGCACCAGGGCAAGGUCCAGCUCGCCCUCAAGUAUGUCGCCAUGACGCCUGCCGACUUUGAGGGCACCAUGACGCGGCUUAGCGAGACGGCGAUGAAGCGCGACAGGUUGAUGCGGGCUGGCGCGGCGUACCAGCAGCAACAGCAGCAGCAGGCGCGCGGUGGCGCUUACGGUCGGCCUGGAGCGUACGGACAGGCAUCGACUUCGGCAUACGGCCAGCAGCGUGCGAACCCGCUCUCGGCUUCGACUCGCUCGGCUUACAACCCGUACGGCACCCCGGCUGCACUCGCCACGGCGCCCGCGAACGCCUACAACCCCUACGGCGCACCUGCGGCACCCUCGACCGGCUACUCGCAGCCUCCGCCGUCGGUUCCCUCGGUCACCUCGCCUGUUCGUAACCCCUACGCCGCAGCUCCGCCGAUGUCGAACCCGCUCGACGACCCGUACGCGCCUGCGCCUGGCCAGGCCGCGCCGCCUGCAGCGAAUCCGUACGCGCCGAAGCCGAGCGCAGCCGUCGCUCCUCCGCCCGCGAUCGGCGCUGCUGCGACGCCUGCCGGCAACGCUGCCUUCGCACCUGCAUUCCCGAACCAAUCGGCUGGCAUGCACGACCCGUACGCGCCGUCGAACACCAACCCCGGCGCCGGCCUACCCGCCCCUCCUCAGCUUCGGACUGAGUCGCCCAACUUUGCCGCUCGCAACCCUCCUCCUGCCGCGAAUGUCCCGCCUCCUCCUCGCGCCAAGCCCGAAGGCGGCUGGAACGACGCACCGAACCUUCCUGGCCUUGGCGACCGCAAGAAGUCGGGAACGCCUGGACCAGGCGCUUUGAGCGCUGCUGCCGCCGCGCCUAAGGUCCCGGCCAUCACCAGCCCUUUCCCAAACUCGAGCCCGAAUGCGACGCCUGGUCCGUACGGUGGCUUGCCGGGAGGAGCUGUUCCGCCUCCGCCUCCGAGUCGAGGUGCGAACAGGACGCCUGCACCCGGUGGAGCUGCACCUCCUCCCCCUCCGAUGGCAGGUCCGCGCUACGCCCAACCGCCGCCUCCGCCUCCCAUGACCGGCACCGCACCGCCGCCUCAGCAGCAGGCCAACCGCAUGUUCUCGCCUCCGCCUCCCUCGUCGCAGGCGCCCUCGCCUUAUGCUCCUCCUCCUCCCGCUUCUCUCGGCACCGCGGUGAACGGCCUUGCGUCGUCAACUUCGUCCAUCUCUGCUCCGCCUCCGCCUCCUCCGGCGAUGCGAAGCGGACCCGUCUACGCCGCGCCACCGCCUCGAAGCGGGACGCCGGGCGCGCCUCCUCCGCCUCGCGCCGGUGCAGGAGCCGCGCCUCCUCCUCCCCGCGGUGCAGCAAUGACGCCUCCUCCCCCUCCUCAAGGCGCCGGCUUCCCUCGUCCGCCUUCGGCUGGCGGGAUGCGCGCGCCUAUGCAGCCCUUCUCGGCAGCUGGUGCGCCGCCGAUGCCGCCUAUGCCUUCCGGCCCGCAGUACGCGCGUCCGCCUCCGCCUCCUACUGCAUCCGGUCAGCAAGCGCCGCCUCCCCCGCCGCCAAGCGCUGGCCAGGGUGCGCCCAACGGCUCGAUGCCUCCCCCUCCUCCGCCCUCGGCUCAGCAGAACCAGGCUCAACAGCGGCCUCCGCCGCCUAGCGGACCUCAGUUCGCGCCGCCUCCUCCUCAAGCGGGUCAGCAGCAGCAGCAGCGUCCUCCGCCUCCCCCUUCGUCUGCUGCGCCGAACGGUCCGCCUCAACAGUCGCCGAAGCCGCCUCAGCCGCAGCAGAUGGCUCCUCCUCCGCCAAUGGCAGGCCACGCGACGCCCCCUUCGGCACCAAACUCGUCGCCCGCGCCGCCGCCUCCGCGCUCUGAGCCGCCGAAGAUGAAGUACCCUCCCGGCGACCGCAGCCAUAUCGCGCCGCAGUUCAAGUCCAUCGUUGACAUCCUGACGCAAGAGCUCGGCCGGCUGAGGCAGAAUACUCCUCCUCAGCAGACCAAGAUUGUCAACGACACAGAGAAGCGCCUCAAUAUCCUGUUCGACCUGCUCAACAACGAGUUGCUGACGGAGGCGUCCGCCAAGCGGGUGCUCGACGUCUGCCAGGCCAUCCAAGCGCGCAACCAGCACGCCGCGCUGGACCUGCACUUCCAGAUGCUCACGAGCGGAACGCAAGACGUCGCUCCCUUCCAGGCGGCGCUCAAGCUCCUCGUGCAGCGGAUGGGUCCGCCUUCGCAGUAG